Varanus komodoensis (Komodo dragon) is the source of this 4117-nucleotide messenger RNA. It is a transcript of the gene SRBD1, whose product is annotated as S1 RNA binding domain 1. Bases 186 to 3104 code for a protein of 972 amino acids. Gene Ontology annotation, molecular function: mRNA binding; structural constituent of ribosome. Lineage: Eukaryota; Metazoa; Chordata; Lepidosauria; Squamata; Varanidae. The record is from RefSeq and is a predicted model, not a curated record. The transcript is spliced from 21 exons. Gene Ontology annotation, biological process: translation; nucleobase-containing compound metabolic process.
UCCUCCGCUCUUGCUGGGCUUGCGAGCGGCUCGCUGGGGAUUGCUGAGCGCCCGGGUGUCGGUGCGGGCUCCGGUGGCGCCGCUUUCAAAUUUGCAGCCUGCAAGGGCGUAGAAAGCAACUGGGGGAAGGUGCGGCGGGGGUAGCCGCCGCUCAGCACUCCUUCCGCAGCCAAACCUACAGGAAGAUGUCAGUUCGACCUAGAAGAGCUAGAACAGUAGUAAAAGCAGAAGUUCCAGAUGAUGAACUGCCUGCCUUCCUUAAAUCCUCUUCAGAAUCAGAAGAGGAAAAACCUGAAGAAGACUGGGAACCCAAAAAGAAAGUUAUAAGAAAAGCCAGAGUGCCAAAACCAAAAGACGCUCAAGUGAAAAAACCCACCGUGACCCAGAAGAAUCCAACUGUGGCUCGCAAAAGGACUAAGAAGGUAGCAGUGAAAGAAGAAUUGGACACAUCUUUGCCUAUUACGGCUCCUGGAGGGAAUGAAGGAGGUUUGCCACAAUGGCAUCCCAAGGAAGACAUCAAGCUGCCACUACCAGCGAAAAAACCCCCACUGAAAAAUAUUGGCCUUAUGCAGGUAAAUCCUGCCAGUGCCCUGGAAAACACUGACGGUCCCUCCACAAGCACUGCAGCCUCCAAAGAAACAGUGAAGGCAGAAGACUCUGAAGAGGAUUUCGCAUUUGAGGAACCGCCUUUAAAAAAAUUAAAAUCUGCAACGUGUCCUUGGGGGAAUCCUGUAAAAUCCACUGCAAGCACCAAGAUGGAUGAAGACUAUAAAAUGAACUGGGACAUGGUGCAGGUCUUGUCACAAAGGACUGGUAUCGAAGAGUGGGUGUGUGCCAACAUCAUCCGCCUCUUCAAUGAUGACAAUACGAUUCCUUUCAUCGUUCGCUAUCGAAAGGAGCUGAUUAACAAUCUGGAAGCUGACGCAUUGCGUGAGGUGCAGCAAACGAUGGAAGAACUACACACUGUAGCGAAAAAAGUUCAAGUUUCAAUACAGAAGCUUAAGAAAGAAGGAAAACUGUCUGGAGGUCUUUUAACUGCUUUGUUAAACUGUAAAACCUUGGAGGAGCUGGAUCAUGUGUAUGCACCAUAUAAAACUGGAAGCAAAGGAACUAAGGCGCAACGAGCCAGGCAACUGGGAUUAGAACGUGCAGCCAAUUUGCUCCUUAAUAACCCACGAGAACUCAACCUAUUUUCUUAUGUCAGGUCAGGUGUAGAAGGGCUUUCUACCAUUGAGGACGUAAAAUCUGGAGUGCAGCACAUCUUGGCUGACAUGAUUGCUAAAGAUAAAGAGACGUUGGAUUUCAUCAGAGAUCUAUGCCAAAGAAAGUAUGUUUGCAUUCAGUCGUGUUUGGCCAAAGCAACCUCGAAGAAAGCCAGUGAGAAAGACAUCAAUAAAUUCCAUUUGUACCAGAGUUUUUCUUGCAAUAUAAGGAACAUUCAGCAUCACCAGAUUCUAGCCAUUAACCGAGGGGAGAACUUGAAAGUCUUGACCGUGAAGGUCAGCAUCUCUGAUGGUGUGAAGAUUGAAUUCUCAAAGUGGUGUGUAAAUGAAAGGUGGAGACCAAAGGCCUACGCAACCCCUGAACUGAUGGAGUUGCUGCGCUUUUCUGUUGAAGAUGCCUAUAAACGCCUGAUUUACCCACUCCUCUGUAGAGAAUUCAGAUCAAAGUUAACAUCCGAUGCAGAGAAGGAAUCUGUGAUGAUGUUUGGGAGGAACCUCCGUCAGCUGCUUCUUACAGGCCCUGUGAGAGGACGAACCUUGAUGGGGGUUGAUCCUGGCUACAAGCAUGGCUGCAAGCUGGCGAUUAUUUCACCAACCAGUCAGAUACUUCACACUGAUGUUGUCUACUUACAUUCUGGUAAAGGAUUCCUUGAAGCUCAGAAGAUCCGGAAACUUCUGUUGGAUUACAACUGCAGCAUUAUUGUGAUUGGCAAUGGAACGGCUUGCAGGGAAACAGAAGCUUAUUUUGCUGACUUAAUUACAAAGAAGUAUUUUGCUCCUGUGGAUGUCACUUACUGCAUUACCAACGAAGCAGGGGCUUCUAUAUACAGUGUUAGUCCAGAUGCGUGUAAGGAAAUGCCUGAUUUAGACCCUAACCUACGAAGUGCAGUUUCCAUAGCUAGACGUGUACAGGACCCAUUAGCUGAGCUAGUGAAAAUUGAGCCUAAACACAUUGGAGUCGGAAUGUACCAGCAUGAUGUAUCUCAAACUCUGCUCAAAGCAACCUUGGACAGCGUGGUGGAGGAGUGCGUCAGCUUUGUAGGAGUUGAUAUUAACAUCUGCUCGGAAAUAUUAUUGAGACACAUUGCAGGACUGAAUGCCAACAGGGCGAAAAAUAUAAUUGAAUGGCGAGAGAAGAAUGGUCCAUUUAUCAAUCGGGAGCAGCUUAAGGAAGUCAAAGGACUGGGCCCCAAAUCCUUUCAACAAUGCGCUGGUUUUAUCAGGAUUAACCAGGAAUACAUCCGAACAUUUUGCAGUCAACAGGGCGAGCUUGCAGCUGGGGACCAUAAAUCAGCCUCAACUGAGAAACAGGGUAAAAAGAGGACGAAAGCAGCAGCAAGUGUUCGGCAUCCAAAUCCUUUGGAUCAAACCUGCAUCCACCCAGAAUCAUACAAUAUUGCAAUGACGUUUUUAACACUCAUUGGAGGAUGUCCCAGUGAUAUAGGAAAGCCAGAGAUGCAGCAAAAAGUGAAUACAAUAAUUGAAAGAGAAGGGAUAGAAGGAAUGGCAAGAAGACUGAAUACAACAGCACAAACAUUGCAGAUAAUAAUCGAUGGAUUGACUCAACCUGAAGGUUUUGACAUCCGGAAAGAUUUUGAUAAACCUGAUUUCAAGAGGAGCAUCGUUUGUCUUGAAGACCUAAGUGUUGGAAUGAUUCUCACGGGAAGAGUUGAGAAUGCUACUCUCUUUGGAGUGUUUGUUGACAUUGGAGUUGGUAGAGCAGGACUGAUUCCAAUUCGGAGCGUAACAGAAGAUAAACUUUCAAAAGCAAAGCAAAGAAGAAGCCUUGGCCUGGGUCCAGGAGAAAAAGUAGAAGUCAGAGUUCGUGAAAUUGACAUCCCAAGAUCCAGAAUAACAUUGGACCUUAUCCGUGUGUUGUGAUAAUUUUACUGAUCCUUUCAUUUUAAAGGCUACCAUUUCACCAUGACAAGGAAAAUAUUGUGGAAAGAGGAGGACCAUUCAUGGUAGCCCAUACAACUUGGGGGAGGGGGGACGUUGGUGGUUCUAAACUACCUAGAAGCUCAGACUUGGACCAAAAAUCACAUCCAAGCUCCAGUUGUAUUGAUUAUUCUGACUUUUGCGGGUAGGUAUGGAGGGUUGCUGGGAAAUCACUGACAUUUGUGCAGUUGAGAAGUCCACUUGUCAAACUGCUCUGUUGUCAGCAGUUUCAUAGCACUUCAGUCAAGGUGCAGACACCUUGGUGACCUGCAGACAUCCACAGGGGAUUGUGUGAAGGGGUCAGCAAGUGUCUGAAUCAAGCCUUAGUUUCUCCAGUGGAGAAUAAUAAGUAAACCCAGCAGCCUGCUUCUCACUGUGGUCCAGGAGAAAUAUUCUAGCCACUUGAACUUCUCUUGGUCAUAGUUUUCUAUGUUUGCAUGGAGAAGCAUUCAGCCAUAUCAUCGCCAGCCUUGUAGAAUGAAGCACAACAGCCCUGGCACAUGUUUCUUAGCUCCUGCAUAAGUUAACAGUGAUGGUCUGAGAGCUUGAUUCCAGGUCCAUACUCACCUGGUUUGUUCUGCACACAAUUUGACUGUCUUCAGCUCAGCAACAGAAAGGGUUGGUGCCAUGGAUCUCUUUCUGUAUAAUUAAUUUAAAAGUUAUUUGUUUUUAUUUUGGGGGUGGGAGUGCAGGGAAGAGAUUGGUUAGCUUUAAACUGUUCCAGAAAAAAUGAAAAUGUCAUAACCAAAAUUAAGGUUGUUUAGAUCCAGAAUAACUGGAGGGACUGCAUUGUGCCAAUUGAAAGAAUGCAUUAAUUGAAUCCAGGUGCAGAUUUUUUAAAAAAAUAUUUUGAGUUACUAUCUUGAUACAUAAUAGGAAAAUGUUUUUGUUAAUGGGUGCAACUUUGUCCCAUGUUUUCUUUAAAAAGUGAUUUUAUUAAAAGAAGAAGGAGGAAA